This is a messenger RNA of Nothobranchius furzeri (turquoise killifish), 3212 nucleotides long. The record is from RefSeq and is a predicted model, not a curated record. Lineage: Eukaryota; Metazoa; Chordata; Actinopteri; Cyprinodontiformes; Nothobranchiidae.
GGCAAAUAUUGACGAAGUGGAGACAGAGGUUGUGGAGAUUGAAGCCAAACUAGACAAGUUGGUGAAACUAUGCAGUGGGAUGGUUGAAGCUGGGAAGGCAUACAUCAGCGCCAACAAGCUCUUUGUUAAUGGCAUCCGGGAUCUGUCUCAGCAGUGCAAGAAGGACGAGAUGGUCUCGGCGUGCUUAGAAAAGUGUGGAGACAGUCUCCAGGAAAUCAUAAACUACCACAUGAUACUGUUCGAUCAAGCUCAGCGAUCGGUGAAGCAGCAGUUGCACAACUUUGUGAAAGAGGAUGUUCGGAAGUUCAAAGAAACCAAGAAGCACUUCGACAGGGUUCGUGAGGACAUGGAAAUAGCCCAGGUGAAGAACGCUCAGGCUCCCAGGAACAAGCCACAUGAGGUCGAAGAAGCCACCAGCGCUCUCAUCAUCACUCGAAAGUGCUUCAGACACCUCGCUCUGGACUACGUGCUACAGAUUAAUGUCCUUCAAGCAAAGAAGAAGUUUGAAAUUCUAGAUGCUAUGCUGUCCUUCAUGCAAGCUCAGUACUCGCUGUUCCAGCAGGGCUACAACCUGCUGGACGAGCUUGACCCGUACAUGAAAAAACUGGCUUCUGAGCUGGACCAGCUGGUGAUUGACUCAGCCAUGGAGAAGAGGGAAAUGGAACAUAAACAUGCUACUAUUCAGCAGAGGACGCUCGUGCAGGACUUUUCGUAUGAUGACUCCAAGGUGGAGUUCAUUGUGGAUGCUCCCAACGGAGUGGUGAUGGAAGGCUAUCUGUUCAAGAGGGCCAGCAACGCCUUUAAGACCUGGAAUAGACGAUGGUUCUCCAUACAGAACAGUCAGCUGGUCUAUCAGAAGAAGCUCAAGGACUCCCUUACGGUGGUAGUGGAGGACCUUCGACUGUGCUCUGUUAAGCCGUGUGAAGAUGUGGAGAGGAGGUUCUGCUUUGAGGUCGUCUCCCCUUUCAAGAGCUGCAUGCUGCAGGCCGAGUCGGAGAAGCUCAGACAAGCUUGGAUUCAGGCAGUUCAAGCUAGCAUUGCUUCAGCGUACAGAGAAAGCCCAGACACCUGCUACAUAGAACAUCUGGACAGAACCGCCUCUCCAUCCACCAGCAGCAUUGAUUCAGCCAGUGAGCCUCGGGAGCGUGGCACAAGGGGGGAGACCAUCCUGCAGCGCAUCCAGUGUCUGCCGGGGAACCAGCAAUGCUGCGACUGUGGCCAGGCCAAUCCCUGCUGGGCCUCGAUCAACCUGGGCAUCUUGCUGUGUAUCGAGUGCUCUGGCAUCCACAGGAGUCUUGGAGUUCACUGUUCAAAAGUGCGCUCUCUCACUCUCGACUCAUGGGAACCAGAAUUAUUAAAGUUGAUGUGUGAGCUUGGAAACAGUGUCAUCAACCACAUCUAUGAAGGUUCUUACAAGGAACAAGAUCUGAAGAAGCCGCUACCAUCCAGUUCACGGCAAGAAAAAGAGGCCUGGAUAAAGGCAAAGUAUGUGGAGAGGAAAUUCUUGAAGAAGCUGGGCUUCACAGAGAUCCUCAUCAAUGGGGGGAGGAAGGCGGAGCGGCGGUGGAGUGCUAAGAAGUGUCAGAGACAUAACAGCGUCAACACCGUCCCCAAAACCCAGAGGAGAUACAGGCGAGAGCCCAGCAGCACGUCCCCGUCCACCCUCUCCAUCGCAGCCGCCAAGUUCAGGCGGGAGUCUCUGUUUUGUCCCGAUGAGCUGGAUUCUCUCUUCUCCUACUUUGACACCGGAUCUGGUCCUCGAAGCCUGAGCAGUGACAGCGGUUUGGGAGGCAGCACCGACGGCAGCACAGACAUCCUGGUGUUUGGCUCGGUGGUGGACAGCGUCACAGAGGAGGAGUGCGAGGUAUCCGAAGACUCGAGCGGCGAAGCAGAGCUGGAGGUGGAGCCCGAGACGUCUGACCCAGAGGAUGUUAGGGAGGUGGAUCCUGGAGCGCUGCUCUACAAAGCCUCAAAAGUUCGCAACCUGCCACUCAUGGCCGAGGCUCUGGCUCACGGGGCUGAUGUGAAUUUAGUCAACGACGAAGACGAAGGAAAGACGCCUCUCAUUCAGGCUGUGAUUGGGGGUUCCCUGGUUGGCUGUGAGUUCCUGCUCCAGAACGCUGCUGAGGUCAACCAAAGAGAUGCCCGAGGGAGGGGUCCGCUGCAUCAUGCCACCUAUCUGGGACACACAGGGCAAGUGUGUUUGUUCCUUAAAAGAGGAGCUACACAGAGUGACUGUGAUGAAGAUGGCCAGGAUCCUCUGAGUAUAUCUGUUCAACAGGCCAAUGCAGAUAUAGUCACACUGCUGCGUCUGGCCCGGAUGAACGACGAGAUGCGAGAGUCGGAGGGACCCUUCGGACAGCCAGGUCAAUACCCAGUCAGCAGCCCCACUGAGCAGCAGUAUAAGAGAUGCAUUCAGGAGUUUAUCUGCCUUCACAUAGCAGACUGCUAGUCAUCAGGUCCAGUCAGGGAGACGCCACCUACAUCGACAUCUUCAGGGAGUUUUCCCACAUGGCCUCCCACAACCCAGAGAAGCUGAAAAGAAGGAGCUUGCACUUUCGACACUCCUUCAGGUAGUCCACGUGUCUGGAGAAGAAGAAAACACUUUAAAGAGCAGAUUUUCCAGACAUUAGUCACAGCCGGAUAUCAUAGGCAGAGAGAGGCCUGGAGUGCACCCUCACACUCCACAUAGCCUACUGUUACUCUCCUCCUUGCAGCGCCUUAAACUGAGAAGAUGUUUAGAGUCAUUGUCACACAUGAAACUUACAGUUCCUUCUUGGAGGAUUGGCUGGUCUUUUCCUCUUGUUUUACGUUAUGAAUACUUUUUUUUCUGUGCUGCUUGAUGAGCACUUCUUUCUAGUCCUUGUGUUCUUUGAAGGAACUGAAUGAAUAAUUUGUAUAAUGCAUGCAUGCACAUCCUUAUAUUUUAUACUCAAACAAACUUGAAUUCAGCAGCAGAUAAGAUGCAUCACAUUACCUACCCUCAUCAUAAUAAAGUGUCAGUAUUAUUGUCGCACCAUGUGCAGUUUUAUUUUGAAAGGAUACUGGUAACCUGUUGCAUGGACUACGCUGGUCUAGUCCUUGCAUUGUGUUGGCUGAAUGUACUUUGUAUCACCACUAUGGAAUGCAGUUUAUGCUCUGGAAACAUGCUGGAGAAGCUGGGAAAUGUAAAUAUAUCUGAAUGAAUGGAAAUAAAAGUUUUCUCAGACUGA